Molecule: messenger RNA, 2317 nt
Organism: Camellia sinensis
Lineage: Eukaryota; Viridiplantae; Streptophyta; Magnoliopsida; Ericales; Theaceae
Source: RefSeq, a predicted model, not a curated record
UUCCAACUAACUUAAAUCAAAUCAAAACACCACGUCCCCGGAGGAUUAAAUAUUUUUCCCUCGUUUAUAGGUAUUGCUAACAAACUCACUCAGAAGAUAAAAUUGAAAACCAUACAUAUAUAUAUACAUGCAACCUAACAAAUAUUUGACAAGAAGAAAACCUAACCAUCUCCUGAAAGACAAACCUUGAAAGAUUCACCAGGAAUUCUUCUCUCUCCCUCUCCUCUCUCUCUCUCUCUUUCCCUGUAUAUAUAUCCUUUUGUCAUAGAUAUAGUAGGUAGAGAGAGAGGAGGAGGAAUAAUGGUGGGGCAAUCAAGGAAAUGGAUGAUAUUGGUGGCGAGUACAUGGAUACAGGCGUUUACGGGGACAAACUUCGACUUCUCAUCAUACUCAUCGGAUUUGAAAUCGGUUUUGGGGAUUUCACAGCUACAACUCAACUACCUAUCAGUGGCGUCGGAUAUGGGAAAGGCCUUCGGGUGGUGUUCAGGGGUGUCUCUCUUGUAUUUCCCUUUGUGGGUUGUCUUGUUCAUCGCUGCUUUCAUCGGUCUCAUUGGUUAUGGUCUUCAAUGGCUUGUCAUUCAGAGACUCAUCACCUUGCCUUAUUUCCUGGUUUUUGUUCUUUGCUUGCUGGCUGGUUGUAGCAUCUGUUGGUUCAACACAGUCUGCUACGUUUUGUGCAUCAAAAACUUCUCAGCCAACCGGCCACUGGCGUUGGCCCUCAGCAUCAGCUACAACGGCGUAAGCGCCGCUCUCUACAACCUCAUCGCAAACGCCAUAAACUCGAGUGAAGACACCCUCUACCUUCUUCUCAAUGCCCUCGUCCCCCUCAUCACCUCCGUCGCUGCUCUCACCCCGCUCCUCCGGCAACCCCCUAUCCAAUCCCUUCCAGCCGAUGCCGUUAGCCGUGACUCCCUCAUAUUCAUCUACCUCAACAUCCUAGCAGUCUUCACCGGCCUCUAUCUCCUCCUCCUAAACUCACUGUCAUCUAACGCAAUAACCGCUCGUAUCCUCUUAGCCGGUGCCAUAUUUCUUCUAGUUAUCCCCUUGGGUACCCCCGGCAUCAUCUAUGCUAGGGAUUGGGCUCGUCGAACGAUCCACUCUAGCUUCCGGUUCGAAGGCUCAAGAUUCAAUUUGGUUGAUGUUGAUGACCUUGAACUCCACAAAGAACUCAUCGGAAGUGGGACUUCGAGCGCUGAUGGCACUACCUUCAAUGGUAAUAAUGCACUCGGUUUAAGAGAGAAAAGAGGGUGUUGUUUUGAUUUGAUUGAGAAGGAUCAGUUGACGGUGCUCGGUGAGGAACAUCCGGCCAAGUGGGUAGUACGUCGGAGGGAUUUCUGGCUAUACUACCUAGCUUAUUUCUGCGGUGGAACAAUCGGGCUGGUUUACAGCAAUAAUCUAGGGCAGAUUUCACAGUCACUUGGAUACAGUUCGCAGACUAGCUCCAUUGUCACACUCUACUCUGCAUGCUCGUUCUUUGGUCGCUUGUUUUCAGCUGCGCCGGACUUCCUACGUGACAAGGUGUACUUUGCGAGGACCGGGUGGUUCAUGCUUGCACUUGUGCCAACACCAAUCGCCUUCCUUCUUCUUUCUCUAUCAGGCAGCAAGACCGCUUUAGUUGCCGCCACUGCCAUGAUUGGGCUUAGCUCAGGGUUUGUAUUUGCAGCAGCCGUGUCGAUCACAUCAGAGCUAUUUGGACCAAACAGUGCUGGGGUCAACCACAACAUUCUCAUAACCAACAUCCCACUCGGUUCAAUCCUCUACGGUCUAGUCGCAGCUCUGGUCUACGAUGCAAACAUAGAUAGCUCAAACCAGGUGGUUCUAAUGGGGGAAUCAAUGGUGUGUAUGGGAAGAGAAUGCUAUUUCGACACAUUUGUAUUGUGGGGUUGCAUGUCUUUGUUGGGCCUAGCUUCGAGCUUCUUGCUUUUCCUAAGAACCAAGCACGCCUACGAUCGCCUUGAGAGGACACGAAAUCAGACCUAAUUCUCCUAGUUGAUGACUUGGUCCUAUCCUGAUGGGAACCGAUUUGGGGGAUUUAAGCUUGAAAAUGGAUUAGGGUAUUAGUGAGAAUGUAAGUGGUGUGAAAAAAAGCUUAUACAAAUGAGAUUCAAUAGACAGAAACAUAUACUUCAGGAGAUGAGAAAAGGUUUUCGAGAAUCCCACCUUCAAGAUUGUAAAAUUGAAGGCAACAGGGGAGGGUUGCCCCUUGUGUAGCCCAUUUUAUGAACUUCACAAUGUAAAGAGGCACCAAAAAGAAAACAAACAUAAAGAAAGAGAAAAGGAGCUUGAACUUCCAAUCUAGCAUGAGUUUAACAAAUAA